Molecule: messenger RNA, 1683 nt
Organism: Rotaria sp. Silwood1
Lineage: Eukaryota; Metazoa; Rotifera; Eurotatoria; Philodinida; Philodinidae
Source: the annotation of a GenBank genome assembly
AUGGAAUCAUCUGAUCUUGUUGGUAUUUUAUUUGUCAUGAAAAUUGAUCCAUCCCUGGCGUCAACACCAUUUGCUGAUAUUCGUAAUGUUAGUUAUUUCGAAGGAGAAGAAGAAAUUCUUUUCUCCAUGAAUUCUAUUUUUCGUAUUGGGCCAAUAAAACAAAUUGAUGGAAAUAAUCGUCUUUGGCAAGUUGAGUUAACAAUGACCAGUGAAAACGAUCCAGAUUUGCAUGCACUUACUGAGCAGAUACGAGAAGAGACUGAAGAAUCGAAAGGAUGGCUUCGAUUAGGGACAUUUAUGGUAAAAAUGGGCCAAUACAACGAAGCGGAAGAUUUAUACAGAAUAUUGCUUGCUCAGAGAAUUAUUGAUGAUGAGAGAGGAAGUGUCUUUUAUCAGCUCGGAAUAAUCAAGCUUCGCAAAGGAGAAUAUGCAAACGCGCUCACAUAUUAUGAAAAAUCGCUGAAAAUUCGUCGAAAAAAUCCUUCAUUGCAACAUCCGAAUGUGGCUGAGUGUUACAAAGAUAUAGGUGUGGUGUAUGAAAAGAUGGGAGACUAUUCAAAUGCACUUUCAUUUCAUCAAAAAGCACUGGAUAUCUACCAGAAAACUAUUUCUUCAAAUCGUCUAGAGUUGGCUACUUCUUACAACAACAUUGGCUCGCUCUAUGACAAAAUGGGUGACUAUUCGAGUGCACUUUCAUCUUAUCAGAAAGCACUGAAUAUUCUUCAAAUAACUCUUCCCUCGAAUCAUCCUGAUUUGGCUACUUUAUACAACAACAUUGGUUCGGUUCAUGCAAAGAUGAGUGACUAUUCUAAUGCACUUACGUAUCAUCAAGAAGCACUGGAAAUCUACCAAAAAGUUUUUCCUUCAACUGAUCCCAUUUUGACUACUUCUUACAACAACAUAGGUGCGAUAUAUGAGAACAUGAUUGAUUAUUCAAAUGCACUUUCAUUUUAUCAAAAAGCAUUGGAAUGUAAACAAAAAACUCUGCCUUCGAAUCAUCCUGAUUUGGCUACUUCUUACAAUAACAUUGGCUGUGUAUAUGACAACAUAGGUGACUAUACCAAUGCACUUUCAUCUCACCACGAAGCACUGAAAAUCUACGAAAAAACUCUUCCUUCAAAUCAUCCUGAUUUGGCUACUUCUUACAACCACAUUGGUUUGAUAUAUGCAAAAAUGGGUGACUAUUCAAAUGCACUUUCAUAUUAUCAAAAAGCAUUAGAAAUUGAACAACAGAAUUUGCCUUCAAAUGAUCCUAAUUUGGCUACUUCUUACAACAAUAUUGGUUCAGUCUAUGAUAAAAUGGGUGACUACUCGAAUGCACUUUUAUCUCAUCACAAAGCAUUGAAAAUCAAACAGAAGACUCUUCCUCCUAAUCAUCCUGAUUUGGCUACUUCUUACAACAACAUUGGUUCGGUGUAUGACAAUAUGGGUGACUAUUCAAAUGUACUUUUAUUUUAUCAAAAUGCGCUGAAAAUCUACCAACAAAGUCUUCCUUCAAAUCAUCCUGACUUGGCUAGUUCUUAUAACAAUAUUGGUUUGGUGUAUAAUGAUAUGGGUGACUAUUCAAAUGCACUUUCUUUUUUUGAACGUGCUGUUGAAAUUGGACAACAUUUACUACCACCAAAUCAUCCUAGCCUACAACUAUGGAAAAAAAACCUCGAAAGCGUGAAGAGGCAAAUGUAA